Messenger RNA from Sipha flava (yellow sugarcane aphid), 1195 nucleotides. RefSeq names its product eukaryotic translation initiation factor 2 subunit 1 (gene eIF2alpha). NCBI's taxonomy places the organism in Eukaryota, Metazoa, Arthropoda, Insecta, Hemiptera, Aphididae. Gene Ontology annotation, cellular component: eukaryotic translation initiation factor 2 complex; multi-eIF complex; eukaryotic 48S preinitiation complex. The transcript is spliced from 6 exons. The record is from RefSeq and is a predicted model, not a curated record. Bases 140 to 1123 code for a protein of 327 amino acids. Gene Ontology annotation, molecular function: RNA binding; translation initiation factor activity; ribosome binding.
UUUAGAUUAAAUUUUGCUAAAAAAUGUCAGGUCCAUCUUAUUUUGUAUGAAUCAUAAAAUUUGAAUAUUACUUUAUUUUUCUUAUUAAAUUCAAUAGAGAUUAAUUAUUUAUUUGUUCAUUUUAAUUAGAUAAGUUAAAAUGCCGUUGUCGUGUCGAUUUUAUGCUGAACGUUAUCCAGAAAUUGAUGAUGUUGUCAUGGUCAAUGUACGAAGUAUUGAAGAGAUGGGUGCAUAUGUGCAUCUACUUGAGUACAAUAACAUUGAAGGCAUGAUAUUGUUGUCAGAAUUGUCCAGGCGGCGUAUUCGUUCCAUCAAUAAAUUAAUUCGUAUAGGCAAGACUGAACCAGUAGUUGUCAUUCGUGUAGACAAAGAAAAAGGUUAUAUUGAUUUGAGUAAAAGAAGAGUUUCUCCAGAAGACAUAGAAAAGUGUACGGAAAGAUUUGCUAAAGCAAAAGCGGUUAAUUCCAUUUUGCGGCAUGUUGCUGAACUUUUAAAUUUUGAAUCUGAUGCUCAGUUUGAAGAACUAUACCAUAAAACAGCUUGGUUCUAUGAAGAACGAACAAAGAAGAAGUCAUCUGCUUAUGAUUUUUUUAAACAAGCAGUUCAAGAUCCUUCUAUAUUGGCAGAAUGUGGAUUAGAUGAAAACACUCAAAAUGUAUUACUUAACAAUAUUAAACGUAAAUUAACUUCUCAAGCUGUUAAAAUAAGAGCUGAUAUUGAAGUUGCUUGUUAUGGAUAUGAAGGAAUUGAUGCUGUUAAAACAGCAUUAAAAUGUGGUCUAGCAUGUUCAACAGAAGAACUUCCAAUCAAAAUAAAUUUAAUUGCUCCACCAUUAUAUGUAAUGACUACUGCUACACCCGAAAAAACUGAUGGCUUAAAAGCAUUACAAACAGCUAUUGAAGAAAUUGAUAAAUCUAUUGUUUCUCUUGGUGGUGUAUUCAAAAUUCAAAUGCCGCCGAAAGUUGUUACGGCUAGUGAUGAAGCUGACUUGGUAAGGCAAAUGGAGAAAGCUGAAUUGGAGAAUGCUGAAGUUGCUGGUGAUGAUGAUGAAGAAGAUGUGGAAGGUAUGCAAAAUGGAAACGUGGAUGCAGAUGAAGAUGAAGAAAAUGUAGAAGAAGAAUAAAAAAUAUACAACUAAUAUUGGUUGAAUUAUCUUUUUUCACAUAUUCUAUUAAACAUAGAAUUUAUGAAUUUA